CCCAGACGAGAUCUGUGACUAUUUUGGGGUGAAGAUCGCCAUGUACUUCGCCUGGCUGGGCUUCUACACCUCGGCCAUGCUGUACCCGGCCGUGCUGGGCUCGCUGCUCUACGGCCUCAGCCACAGCGACCAGGUGGGGCCAGAGCCCCGGGGGACCCCAAAUACACGGGGGGAGCCCAAAUACACGGGGGGAUCCCUGUCCCUGUCCCUGUCCCCGUCCCCGCAGGAGUUUGUGCUCAGUGUCCAGGAGCUGCCGCGUGUCCUUCGCUUCCUGCCCAAAAUCAUCCUGGCCCUCAUUGUCACCGCCUGUGACGAGCUCUACAAGAAAGUGGCCUUGUGGCUCAAUGACAUGGAGAAUUAUCGGCUGCAGAGCGCCUACGAGAAACACCUCAUCAUCAAAAUCGUGCUGCGGGGACGAGUGAGCGGUGACCCCUUGGCCACCGUGUCCCCGCAGAUGCUGGCCACGCUGCUGAUCACGCGGCAGUUCCUGCAGAACGUGCGCGAGGUGUCGCAGCCGCACCUGUACCGGCGCCUCCGCCGCGGCGACCUCAGCCUGCGCCACCUGCGCCAGCUCGCCCGAGCCCUGCUCCGCCUGCUCGCCCCGCGGCCACCAGCGCCGCCCGCGCCCGAGGGCGAGAAGAAAUGCCUGAACGGCGGGUGCGGGGUGGGGGGGGGGGGGACCCCCCCAGACCCCUCCCUGCCCCAGCCACGCCUCGCUUGCCCCCCCCAGGACACGUUCCAGGACUACCAGGAGAUGUUUGUCCAGUUUGGCUACGUGGUGCUCUUCUCCUCGGCCUUCCCGCUGGCCGCCAUGUGCGCCCUGGUCAACAACGUCAUCGAGAUCCGCAGCGACGCCUUCAAACUCUGCUCGGGGCUGCAGAGACCCUUCGGCCAGCGCGUCCAGAGCAUCGGCCACUGGCAGAAGGUGAUGGAGGCCAUGGGCGUGCUGGCCAUCGUGGUCAACUGCUACCUGAUAGCCCAGUGUGGGCAGCUGCAGCGGCUCUUCCCCUGGCUCAGCCCCGAGGGAGCCAUCGUGUCCGUGGUGGUGCUGGAGCACUUCGCGCUGCUGCUCAAGUACGUGAUCCAGGUGGCCAUUCCCGAUAUCCCCGCCUGGGUGGCCGAGGAGAUGGCCAAGCUGGAGUACCAGCGCCGCGAGGCCUUCAAGAAGCACGAGCGGCAGGCCCAGCACCACUUCCAGCAGCAGCAGCGCCGCAAACGCGAGGAGGAGGAGCGGCAGCGACACGCGGAGCUGCAGGCGCGCCGGGAGCGCGACCCCGCCCGCGACGAGGCCACCAAAGCCGAGGCCACCGGGCAGGACCCGGCGCACGACAAGAGCCAGGCCAAGGCGAAAAGCUCCGCGGGCUCCUCCUCGCACGGGCCGGACAAGCCCAAGCGGCCCAGCUCGCUGCUGGCCACCAACAACGUGAUGAAGCUGAAGCAGAUCAUCCCCCUGCAGGGGAAAUUCCUGUCGGGUGGCACCGCCGCGGGUGGCACCGCCACCGCCGCCAGGUCGCCUCAGUCGCCCACGGGCGGUGAGAACAAACUGCCGGGAUUCCUCAGCUUCAAAUUCCUCAAAUCGCCCGAGACUAAGCGGGACGCGGGUGGCACCGAGAAGGUGCAGUCGCCCACCAAGCCCUUCAACCCCGGCAAGCUCUUUAAUUUCGGCAAGUCCGAAGGGCUCGGGGCCAACGGGGGAGCGGCCAGCGCGGCCCCGCAGCCCCGCGCGGGGCCCUCGGCGGACGCGGGGACGGGGAAAUCGCAUCUCAACGAGGAAGGGGCGCGGGAGGAAGCGGAGAACCGGCAGGAGGAGGAAGGCGGCGGUGCCCGGCUCUGACCGGGGGCUCCGGGGGCACGGGAGGAACCGGGAGAGCGGCGGGGCCCGGUUCUGACCGGGGAUUCGGGGGCUCCCGGGGCACGGGGAACCGGAGAACCGGGCGGAGGAGGAGGAGGAGGAGGGCGGCGAUACCCGGUUCUGACCGGGGAUCCGGCGGUUCUGGGAGCUCGGGAGGAACGGGG
This is a messenger RNA of Ficedula albicollis (Collared flycatcher), 2016 nucleotides long. It is a transcript of the gene ANO8, whose product is annotated as anoctamin 8. Lineage: Eukaryota; Metazoa; Chordata; Aves; Passeriformes; Muscicapidae. The record is from RefSeq and is a predicted model, not a curated record. The transcript is spliced from 9 exons. Gene Ontology annotation, molecular function: chloride channel activity. Gene Ontology annotation, cellular component: plasma membrane. The annotation marks the transcript as partial. Gene Ontology annotation, biological process: chloride transmembrane transport.